GAGUUCUUCUGGUAGAAUAGGAAGAUGUGCACUUCCGGCUGCAGGACUAGCAGAUCUCAACCAGAUUGUGCGGGUUGUUCGCCCUCGUGCUGCAGUCCUGGUAUCAGCUACUGCAUUUUCGACCUGGAAAGUGCUGUCUUUGAUACUCGCCACGUCUACCGGAAGGCUCUCAAGGAACUGGCUCGUAGUUAUGGCAAGAGGAUCCCUGAUAUUUUACAUGUUCAGAGUGGGCCAAUGACGACAUCGGAGAUGUCCGAACUCUUUUGCCGCAAGCUUGAUAUUCCCAUGAGUUGGGAAUCGUUUCGGCAGGAGCUCAACGAGAGGACCUCCCAGUUGAUUGCAAAUCCCCCGUUUAUGGAUGGCAUUGAGCGGCUGGUGCCGCACCUGCGCAACUCCUGCAUGGAGUUGGGUCUGAUCACGUCCAGCAACGAGGCAAACUACUGCUCCAAGAUCCGCGGUAGGGAGGACUUCUUCGAGAACUUCUCCACCGUGGUCUGUGCGGAUGAUCCGCAGUUGAGGGCGCCCAAGCCCGAGCCCGACGUCUAUCUGAUUGCCCUGUCGCGGCUGGGCGAUGCUGGGCCGGAUUGCACCCUGGUCUUCGAUGGCACUCCCAAGGGAGUUCAGGCGGCGAGCGAUGCUCGACUACCCGUCAUCAUGUUGGCCGAAAAGGACCUGCCUUGCUGCUGGUCCGAGUUGGCCGCCCUGCGCUUCGAGUACCUGGAUGACUUCGAGCCGGAGAUGUACAACUUGCCACCGUUCACGGACCCUGCCCCCAAGAGGCGCUGGAGUCGUCGACGCACGAGGUUCAGCCAGAGAUUGACUGUGAUCCGGGCCAGAGCCGCCGAAGCAGCUGCCGCGGAGGAGGAGGCGGAGCCGGAACCUGAGGCGCCACCUCCACUGCCACCCGCCGUGCCGUCCAUUUUAAAUUUAAGAGAAUGAGUCGUAUUUUAUAAGUUAAUAAAAACGAAGAGGUUUUUGCACAUUCAA
Drosophila santomea is the source of this 987-nucleotide messenger RNA. RefSeq names its product probable pseudouridine-5'-phosphatase. The transcript has 2 exons. The record is from RefSeq and is a predicted model, not a curated record. NCBI's taxonomy places the organism in Eukaryota, Metazoa, Arthropoda, Insecta, Diptera, Drosophilidae. The coding region runs from base 25 to 939 and encodes 304 amino acids. Gene Ontology annotation, molecular function: phosphatase activity.